Messenger RNA from Clavispora lusitaniae ATCC 42720, 1704 nucleotides. RefSeq lists its product as uncharacterized. The record is from RefSeq and is a predicted model, not a curated record. NCBI's taxonomy places the organism in Eukaryota, Fungi, Ascomycota, Pichiomycetes, Serinales, Metschnikowiaceae. Gene Ontology annotation, molecular function: acetyl-CoA transmembrane transporter activity. Gene Ontology annotation, cellular component: membrane.
AUGGACGUUCAUAAGCGAUCAGCGGUAUCGCCGAGAGUAUCUCUGACAAGUGACGAAUUGGAACUUUUCAAUAUGAGUGAAAAGUUUGUCAUCACCAAGCCGUCCUUUGGUGAAGAAAAUGAUGGCCUACUUCCAGUUUCCCAACAGCACACCACGUCGGCUCCUGCCAUGGCCACCCGACUUCCGAAAAAAGAUUUGCUCAACUUCUUCGUACUAAUCAUCUUGUAUACCCUUCAAGGUGUUCCUGUGGGACUAGCAUUUGGAUCUGUACCCUUCAUCUUAAAGUCCAAAGUGUCCUUUUCUCAGGUGGGAAUCUUCUCUUUGGCAUCUUAUCCUUACUCACUAAAAUUAUUAUGGUCGCCUAUCGUGGAUGCUGUUUAUGACCGGCGCAUUGGUCGUCGGAAAAGUUGGAUUAUUCCCGUUCAGUUUGUAUCUGGCAUUACUUUGUUGUACCUUGGAUAUGUUAUUAAUGCAUUGAUUGAAGAUCCAGCACAAUACUUGUCCCGCAUCACCUUUUGCUUCUUUUUGUUGAUUUUCCUUUGUGCCACCCAGGAUAUUGCUGUUGAUGGUUGGGCUUUGACCUGCCUUUCACCUGAAAGUUUGCCUUUUGCCUCGACAGCCCAAACCAUUGGAAUGAACUGCGGUUACUUUCUGAGCUUUACCGUUUUUUUGGCUCUCAAUUCUCCCGAAUUUGCCAACAAGUACCUUAGGGAGACCCCAAAGGACACCGGUUUGUUCUCCUUGGGUGGUUACCUUGCAUUCUGGGGAUGGGCAUACUUGUUAGUUACUAUAUUUAUUUUCUUCGUCCCUGAGGAUCCUCCUCAUUUGAAAAACUUGAACCAUGAUAGACUUUCCGCAGAACACUUCAAAGACGAAGAUCACCAUAACAGACCUUCACGUGGCAAAGAAAAGUAUUGGUCUGAGUUGAAACAUGUCUAUUUGACCAUGUUAAACGUGCUAAAGCUUCCAAACGUCCAAGUGUUCGUUGUCAUUCUUUUGAUUGCUAAACUUGGCUUCCAAGUUAAUGAAGCAGCCACAAAUUUGAAGCUUUUGGAGAAAGGAUUGUCGAAAGAAGAUUUGUCGAUUACAGUCUUGAUCGACUUUCCCUUCGAAAUGGUGUUUGGUUACUACGCAGGUGGAUGGUCAUCAGGUAAAAGUCCCUUGAAACCAUGGCUUUUUGGGUUUGCGGGCCGCUUAAUUGCAGCCGCAAUGGCUCAUUUGAUAUUGUUGUUCUUCCCAAAAGUAGAAGACGGUAAAAUCCCAUUCAAAUUGUUUUUUUUGAUUAUUGUGCAGCAUCUAUUCGGAUCUUUCAUGUCGACUAUCCAAUUUGUUUCCCUUUGUGCUUUCCAUACUAAAAUUGCAGACCCUGCUAUUGGUGGGACAUAUAUGACUACGCUAAAUACCUUGUCGAACUAUGGUGGCACAUGGCCGAGAUUGAUCAUUUUCUUUUUGAUCGAUAAGUUUACUGUUUCCAAAUGCGAAAUGGUAACUUCAUCCUCCGUAUAUGAUAUCCAUAGAGAGGAACAGAGGCAACAAUGUUUAGCAUCUGGCGGCCAUGUGAACAUCAUAAGAGACGGCUAUUUUUAUACCAGCUUCAUCUGUCUUUCUUUGGGAGUCAUUAUUUGGUUUUGGGUUAAAAAGAAGGCUACUUACUUGCAGAGCCUCCCUGCUAGUGCAUGGAGAGUUAAAAGAGACAUUACGUAA